ACUGCCCUCAAUGGUUCUGGUUAAGGGGAAUCUCUAAUCAGGUACCUUGUACUAGAAUUGCCUCGAUUUAAAAAAAAUAAUAAUCUUUUCCUCCAGAAAUUGUAGGUAUUUAUUAUCUUCAUCUUGUCCAUUUAGGGUUGUAACCUAUAAAUUUUAGAGGACUGUUUGGUAUAAUUAUGAUUAGUAAAGUUAGGAGAAGAAAGGAAAUUAUUUGGUAUCAAUUUCAAAUGAUCCUGGAAUAAUUAAGGUAAGCCUGGCUAUAGUAACAGAUGCAAACAUAUAGGACCCUCACAAUCAGAGUUCAGUACUCAAUCUCAUAACAGUCUCAGGUAUGUCCAGAUUGCUGGUGGGGAGAGAGAGAAAGUGUGGGUUGUACAGGUGGCGUGUCACUCUGUAGGUUAUAAUCUGAGGACCCAGGCUGCUGGAGACUCUUUCUUUUUGAAUGUGUGUCUUCUAAGGAUGCCCUGGGGAAUUUGCUUCCCCAUUCACUAGAAUAGGAGCAGAGAAUGGAGGAACAAGCGUGACAGAUUUCUAUGGGCCAGCCCUGGAAGAGGGAUACAUCCCUUUAUUCACUUUCCCUUAACUGGACUAGAGCUCAGUUAAGACAACAUCUUUGGCUAGCAGAAGUGUAGACUAGCUGUGUGCUAAGGAAGAAGAGGAACUAUAGUCUUUUUCCAUAAAAAAACGGUAGCCACAAAACCCAAAGCAGUCUAUUUUACUUUCAGCAACUUGUUUUGUAAAUUGUUUUAUAAUAAAAAGAUUAAAAAAUGGAGCCAGGCAGGUUAAAGCAGAAUUGAGGAAUCAGCCACAUACUGCUCAUUGAACAAAUAUUCGAGUAUCUGUUAUUUGCAAAGUAUCGUGUGAAAUGCCAUAAGGAAUAAAGUGAUGAGACAUGUUCCCUGUCUUUUAAGGGCUUAGGGAGCCCUUAAAAGGGGUCCAAGGGAGACUGAUCAGAGUCUAAUCUCAUCAGUGGGCCCGACUGGUGGAGGAUGGGGUGGGGGCCCGGAAGUAGGGUGAGGAUGGGAUGAUCAUCAUCGUGGUGAACAAGAGAUUGAUGAUGGAUAAAGGGCCGAACUCUAGGUAAUCACCAGUUUGAAGUCUUAUAGCAACAACCUGGGACCAGCUGUCCGAGCUGGGGGCUUUAGAAAGGGGGCCAUGGGAGAGAUGUCAUCCUGUAAGAAAACCAUUGCAGAAAAAGUGCGGGAAGGGGAAAUUGUGUUUGACAAAGUGAUUUUCAUAUGGUCUCAGUUUUUUAAUUUUUUUGUCAUAACACCUGAGGGUUAUGACACAUUUCUGUUAGUUACUCUGAUAGAGUCUCCCGUAGGGGUUCAAACACUCACUGAGGUUUGGAAGAGACCCAGUUGAGCAUCUUUGGGGCCUUAUAGAUUUUGGAAAGUCCACAAGUGACUCUGACCCUCUAUACCUUUCUUACUGGUGCACAUUUAUCAUGGAGCCCUCUUUGACUUUGCUUCUUGAAGAAUCUUGAGCAGCUUCUAACAAUAAGUGUCCUUUCAGAGAGGUGCAAAGUGCACUUGCUGUGUAGCAGAGGGGAGGGAGAAGUACCAUGGGCUUUGGGGGACUCAGGAGGGGAGAGGUAGCAUUUGAGCAUCUUUAUUUUGAUAAAGUUAUAUUUGCACUGCUGGUUUAAAAGCAUAUUAAAAAUAGAAGGGUGGUUAGAAUUUUACUGUAGUUUUAAAAAUAAUGUUGCAAGAAUAUUAAUGCCAUUAAACCUCAUGCACCUUCUAGAAAACACUCAGAAUGGUGUGGUGUGGUUGAUACGUAAUUCUGACAUUUCAGCUGAUUGGUUUUGUCAGCUUCAACGUGGGUGUCACAAAGCACUUUCAUCUAUAUUGUCUCAUAUAACUAUUCUGUGAAUUCAGUGUGGCAGGUUAUUAUAAUCCUCCUUUUUAAUAAUAAGGAACUCAGGGCUUUUAGUGAUUAAUACACCUACCAAGUGGAGGAGGUCUUCUGACUCCAAAUCUGAAUAUACCAUGCACCUUUUAGUGAAAUGAUUUGUUUAACAUAGGGCUCUUGAUUUCCAGUUCAGUGAAUCACAGCACCUCCUAUCUUGGAGAUCUGAGAGGCAGGUAAAACGCAGUUCAAUUUUUCUGAAUGCAAUCUAGCUAAAGUCAGACAAGUAAUUUUGGUCAUAUAAAUACAAAGAAAGUGUUAGCUUCGCAUCCCAGGUAAGUAGUCAUGGCUUAGGCGAUGCCAUUCCAAAUGGACAAUAUAGAUGGCCAUAUUUAGUACCAGAAGUCAGAUUGCUCUGUCUAGGUGCCCUUCCCCUGAUUUGUUAACCUCAUAUCCUUCCAUGGUGGCUUCUUGCCAGAACAUAUUAGGAUAUACAAGAACUCUGGAAGCAGAACUCUGUGUUCUUCCAUUCAUUCCCCUUACCACUUUUCUUUGGCUCCUGUGCCUUUGUUAAAUUUCAAACAUUUAAUCUUUUCAACAAGCAUUUAAGAUUCAGACAUAUUUUGCGAAAUACAUCCUUAAAUAAAAGUCUACCUUUGUCCAUAUUACCUACUUUUCCGGAAUAGUUUCUUUGGGGCACUUUUUAAAUUAUUUAUUUAUUUAUUUAUAGGGAGAUGGGAAAGGAGGGAGAAAGACAGGGAGAAAAGCAUCAAUGUGAGAGAAAAACAUUGAUUGAUUGCCUCUUGUAGGUGUGUUGACUAGGGACUGAGCGAACCAGCUGGCAACCUAGGAACAUGUCCUGACUAGGGAUUGAACUGGAGACUUGUUUUGAGAGAUGAUGUCCAAGCAACUGAGCUCCACUGAUCAGAGCUCCUUGGUGAGACGGUUUAAGCGGAAGCAUCUUACAGCCAUCGACUGCCAACAUUUGGCUCGGAGUCACUUGGCUGUGACCCAGCCCCUUUGCCAACGAUGGACAAACAGAGACCCAAACCAUGGUCUCUAUCCUAGACCCAGAACAAAAAGCGGGACUAGAGGUCCAGGAUCUCAAAGAUACAUCACUGAAUUCCUCCUAGCCAGCCAGAAGCGAUGCACCAAUGACAUGGCUAAAAGCAACUCUGUGGACCAGGACCACUCACAGGACUCAGAGGGUGAAAUGAUAUUUUCUGCAGAAAACAAUUGUGCCCUGCCUCGGGAAGGUGAUGGAGAAGCAAGAAUGGGCUCAUCAGGUUCUGCUCUGCCUGCAAGGAAGCGCUCUCGGUCCCUUGAAGAUGAGAGGAAUCAAACUAUAGGGACCAGUCAGUGGGGCGGGGUUUCUAAGAAAACCCUACGGCAUCGAUUUUCCCUGUCGCAUUCAAAGGCCAGGAAAGCCAGGCAAGAAGUAGACGGCUCUUUGUCAUGGCCCUCUGCAGAAUCCGAAGAAACCAGCCAAGAAAUAGAGGACAUGGGUCCUGAUCCCAUCCCUGACUCUUACUAUGGGCUUCUAGGGACCUUACCCUGCCAGGAACCGCAGAACCACAUCUGUAGCUUGCCCAGUGAAGUCCUAAGGCACAUUUUUUCUUUCCUCCCUGUUGAAGAUCUCUAUUGGAAUCUCUGCUUGGUGUGCCACCUCUGGAGGGAGAUAAUUAGUGAUCCACUGUUCAUUCCUUGGAAAAAGUUGUAUCAUCGAUACCUGAUGAAUGAAGAACAAGCUGUCAGCAAAGUAGAUGGCAUCCUGUUGAACUGUGGUAUCGAGAAAGAAUCAGACCUCUCUGUGCUGAACCUCAUUCGCUAUACAGCCACCACUAAAUGCUCCCCGAGUGUGGAUCCUGGCAGGGCACUGUGGAGUCUGAGGGAUCAUCUCCUCCUUCCUGAGGCAGAGGCGUGCGUGCGUCAAUACCUCCCUGACCUUUACGUUGCUGCUGCGGGUGUCAACGUGUGGGCUCUGGUAGCAGCCAUUGUUCUCCUCUCCAACAGUGUAAAUGACAUCCAGCAGCUACUCUUCUGCCUCAGAAGACCUAGCUCCACUGUGACAAUGCCAGACAUCACUGAGACCUUAUACUGCAUUGCUGUGCUUCUCUAUGCCAUGAGGGAGAAGGGAAUUAACAUCAGCAAUCGGAUUCACUACAACAUUUUCUAUUGCCUGUAUGUUCAGGAGAAUUCCGGUACUCAGGCCACAACAGUUCAAGAGGAAACAUCAGUUUGGCCAGGGAAGAGAACAACCAUCCAACUUACACAUGAACAGCAGCUGAUUCUGAACCAUAAGAUGGAACCUCUCCAGGUGGUAAAAAUUAUGGCAUUUGCAGGCACUGGGAAGACCUCUACCCUGGUCAAGUAUGCUGAGAAGUGGUCUGGGAGCAGGUUUCUUUAUGUGACAUUCAACAAGAGCAUCGCAAAGCAGGCCGAGCGAGUCUUCCCCAGCAAUGUCACCUGCAAAACCUUUCAUUCCAUGGCCUAUGGACACAUUGGGCGGAAGUACCAAACAAAGAAGAAAUUGAAUCUCUUCAAGUUAACACCCUUCAUGGUCAAUUCUGUCCUUGCUGAAGGGAAAGGUGGAUUCAUAAGGGCCAAGCUAGUGUGUAAGACUUUAGAAAACUUCUUUGCCUCUGCUGACGAAGAGCUGACUAUUGAUCAUGUGCCUAUUUGGUGUAAGGACAACCAAGGACAGAGAGUCAUGGUUGAACAGAGUGAAAAACUGAACAGUGUUCUUGAAGCAAGCCGCCUUUGGGAUAACAUGCAGAAGCUGGGGGAAUGCAAAGAAGAGGCUUACCAAAUGACUCAUGAUGGCUACUUGAAACUUUGGCAGCUGAGCAAACCUUUGCUUGCCUCUUUUGAUGCCAUCUUUGUGGAUGAGGCCCAGGACUGUACCCCAGCAAUCAUGAAUAUAGUCCUGUCUCAGCCGUGCGGAAAGAUCUUUGUAGGGGACCCACACCAGCAGAUCUAUACCUUCCGCGGUGCAGUCAACGCCCUGUUUACAGUCCCUCACACUCACGUCUUCUAUCUCACACAGAGUUUUAGAUUUGGUGUGGAAAUAGCUUAUGUGGGAGCUACUAUCUUGGAUGUCUGCAAGAGAGUACGGAAAAAGACUUUGGUUGGAGGAAACCACCAGAGUGGCAUUAGAGGUGAUACCAAGGGGCAGGUGGCCCUGUUGUCCCGGACCAACGCCAAUGUGUUUGAUGAGGCUGUACGGGUGACCGAUGGAGAAGUGCCUGCAAAGAUACAUUUGAUUGGGGGGAUUAAAUCAUUUGGAUUGGACAGAAUCAUUGAUAUUUGGAUCCUUCUUCAGCCGGAGGAAGAACGGAGGAAACGAAACCUCAUUAUUAAAGACAGGUUUAUUAGAAGAUGGGUGCACAAAGAAGGCUUUAGUGGCUUCAAGAGGUAUGUGACUGCAGCCGAGGAUAAGGAGCUUGAAGCAAAGAUUGCUGUCGUUGAAAAGUAUAACAUCAGGAUCCCAGAACUGGUGGAAAGGAUAGAAAAAUGCCACAUACAAGACUUGGACUUUGCAGAGUACAUUUUGGGUACUGUGCACAAAGCCAAAGGCUUGGAGUUUGAUACCGUUCAUGUUUUGGAUGAUUUUGUGAAAGUGCCUUGCGCCAGGCACAACCUUGCCCAGCUGCCCCACUUUAGAGUUGAGUCAUUUUCUGAGGAUGAAUGGAAUUUACUGUAUGUUGCAGUAACUCGUGCCAAGAAGCAGCUCAUCAUGACCAAAUCGUUGGAGAACAUCUUGACUUUGGCUGGGGAGUACUUCUUGCAAGCAGAGCUGACGAGUAACGUUUUAAAAACAGGAGUGGUUCGCUGCUGUGUGGGGCAGUGCAACAACACUAUCCCAGUGGACACUGUGCUCACCAUGAAGAAGCUCCCCAUCACUUAUAGCAACAGGAAGGAAAACAAGGGCGGCCACCUCUGCCACUCCUGUGCAGAACAGCGCAUCGGGCCUUUGGCCUUCUUGACUGCCUCCCCCGAACAGGUGCACUCCAUGGAACGCACCAUCGAGAACAUAGUGCUGCCCAGGCAUGAAGCUCUGCUUUUCCUUGUCUUCUGAAAGCCAGGAGGAGCAUUCUCCAUGGUACAGAUUGCCUUGUGUAGACUUCAGUUACUUGAAGAAAGCCAGUAGGUGGGGUUCUCAUUCACCUGAGACUCUGAAUUCACUCACAGAGCAUUUUUGAGGAAGAUGAAGCCAACCAGAGUUGGACCUGCCAUUUCUCCAUUCCUUAGACGUUGCCGGCUUCCACUGCCCCUCCUCCAUGCACACAGGCUGGGGACAGUUGGGAAGUUCUUUUGAUAAAAAAAAAAAAAAGAAUACAACAUUUUAUGUAUUUAAACUUUUAUUACAAGGUUUCAAUUAAACAAGCGUUGUAGAACUGACAUACCACUGUGCGACACCUGCUUUCAGCCCCACUGUUUUGAACUUUCUCCAGUUUUUUCUCCACUCACAGUUUCUAACAGCUCGGUCACUAUU
Messenger RNA from Artibeus jamaicensis (Jamaican fruit-eating bat), 6346 nucleotides. It is a transcript of the gene FBH1, whose product is annotated as F-box DNA helicase 1. The record is from RefSeq and is a predicted model, not a curated record. Lineage: Eukaryota; Metazoa; Chordata; Mammalia; Chiroptera; Phyllostomidae. The transcript is spliced from 21 exons. Bases 2747 to 5929 code for a protein of 1060 amino acids. Gene Ontology annotation, cellular component: nucleus. Gene Ontology annotation, biological process: double-strand break repair via homologous recombination; replication fork processing. Gene Ontology annotation, molecular function: ATP binding; protein binding; hydrolase activity.